AUGACGGGGCUUGUGAUGGUGACUAAAUCCACCGUUGGCUGCGGCGGAGGAAAAGUAGGAGGGAAGACCAAAUCCACCGUGGAGGAGCAGAACCAGCAGCAACUCUCAGUAGUUGAGUUUCUACUAACAGCUCUCCGUAAAUCCGUAAUAUCCUGCCGUGUCGAUAAUAACCAGCAAGACGACGUCGUAGGAGGAGGAGGGAUCUCCUCCGUUCAUCACAUGGAGAUCGGAUGGCCAACAAACGUCCGACACAUCACUCACGUGACGUUCGAUAGAUUCCGUGGCUUCCUCGGUCUCCCGCACGAGCUUCAAGUCGAGAUCCCAUGUCGUGUCCCUAGUGCAAGUGUGAGUGUGUUUGGUGUCUCUGCGGAGUCAAUGCAAUGUUCUUAUGACAACAAAGGAAACAGUGUCCCAACUAUUCUAUUACUAAUGCAGCAGAGACUAUACUCUCAACAAGGUCUCAAGGCUGAAGGGAUCUUUAGGAUAAACCCUGAGAACAGUCAAGAGGAGCAUGUGAGAGACCAACUCAACAGAGGCGUUGUCCCUGAGAACAUCGAUGUGCAUUGCUUGGCUGCUCUUAUCAAAGCUUGGUUUAGAGAGUUGCCUUGUGGAGUGCUUGAUGGUCUUUCUCCUGAGGAGGUUCUUAACUGCAACACCGAGGAAGAUUCUGUUGAGCUUAUAAAGCAGCUGAAGCCUACUGAGUCUGCUUUGCUGAGUUGGGCUGUUGAUCUUAUGGCUGAUGUUGUUGAGGAAGAGGAGUUUAAUAAGAUGAAUGCGAGGAAUAUCGCCAUGGUUUUUGCUCCUAAUAUGACUCAGAUGACAGAUCCAUUAACUGCUCUUAUGCAUGCUGUCCAAGUGAUGAACUUGCUUAAGACCCUCAUCACCAGAACACUAGCUGAACGGGAAGGAACGACAAGUGGAUCAGAAGGGUAUUCACCUUCCCAUUCAUCAGAUUCCCAAACUGAUUCUGAGUCUGACAAUGCACAAGAUAUGGAAGUUAGCUGUGAAUCACAAGGCACAGAUUCAGAAUCCGGAGUAGGAGAAGAAGAACAAGAAAAACAAGAUGUAAAUGAUAUUGGAUCACUAAGCUUGAUAGAGGACUGCUUCUUGAGUCAGCUCAACAACAAUGCUAGAGUUUCAGACACCAGUAUGUCUGAAGACUUAAGCCCGAAAUGCUCUCCAGUGGUAUCAUUCACAGACAACAAAAACAACACUUCUGGCUCAAGCACAAGCGACCAAGAUGAAUCUAUGACCGUCUAAUUCAACACUUUAGGUAACCAUCACAUUUUUUCAUGCCUAAUCUGCUGCAGAGAGAGCAAACAAGAACCGGUUGUGUCUGUAAAUCAACACAGAGAUUAUUGUCCACUUUGUUAGGGUCUAUAGAGAUUGUUGGUGCUGAGUCUGAUUAGGGUUCAGCAUGGGCUGAACCUGUUUGUUGACUGUUGUUGUAGUUCUUGCUCCAUGUUUGUGUUUGUCUGUGUGUGUUUUGCUGUUUGGUUUGUUGUAGC
Messenger RNA from Brassica oleracea var. oleracea, 1508 nucleotides. Its product is annotated as rho GTPase-activating protein 2. Gene Ontology annotation, molecular function: GTPase activator activity. Lineage: Eukaryota; Viridiplantae; Streptophyta; Magnoliopsida; Brassicales; Brassicaceae. Bases 1 to 1260 code for a protein of 419 amino acids. The record is from RefSeq and is a predicted model, not a curated record. The transcript has 4 exons. Gene Ontology annotation, biological process: signal transduction.